AUGAGAGUGUUUCAACUACUAUUCCUCCUCAUUAGUCAAUUCUUGUCAUUGACAUUGGCCAACAAACACCCACUUCCACCCAAGGCAACAACGCCCUACCGCAAGGUAUUCUUCAACUACCAAAACAAUGCUGUGUGCUUAUACGCCAACGACACCAAGCAUACUAAAUUUGACAUUGAAUUUGAAUUGGCUAGAGAUAAUGAAACUAUACCCGUUUUGAUCUUCAACUACAAUGAUAUUGUUCAUUUCAAAAAUCUUCCCAAUUUCAAUGAUUUCUUAAACCAUACCUAUCUCAAUCAACAAGUUAAUGAUGUGGAUGGACUGAGUUUAUUAUUGGUUGAUUCAAGUAGUAAGCGAGUUGUGUUCAAUUUACAAAUGCACAAUAUAGGACAAGCUUUACCAAAGCUGGUUUAUUACACCACUGUCAAUAAUGAUACCAGCUAUGUUAGUUAUGGAGUUGAUAAACCGGGUACCUAUUGCAUCUAUAUGCCAUUGUAUACAUAUGAUGGUAAUAUUAUCCAGCCAACCAAUUAUCGAGCUGAGAUGUCUGUGGAGGAGUUUACUCCCGUUAGUGUUUUCCAUGACAUUGCUGCAUCGUUAAACAUUGCCAUUAUGUUUGGAACAACUUUGGUGUUGUUGAGUUACUUAUACCCAGCAAUCAGAGCCCGUAAAUUUGAUAAAUUGCCACCAGUGAUUCAACAAUUGACACAAUUAUUGAUUGUAUAUGUCGGUUUCACAUUGAUACAGUUUGCCCUUCGUUUGAUCUACUUGUUUUUGCCCAAUGAUUUCAUUUACAAGUUUACUGAAGAUUAUUUUGGUUAUUUUGCUCAAGUUUUGUUAAACAAGUGGCAGAAAUUUAUCAUUUCUCAAGUUUAUUUUGGAUUAGGGUAUACCAAUAUCCCCUCCACGGCAAAAUUUAUCAAGUUUUCCAAAUUGAUUUUCCAAUGGGCAUUUGUGAUUAAUCUUAUUGCUAUUAUCGUAUUGGAUAAUUCCAUCAAUGUACCAAUCCCCUUGACUAGUAUCUUGAUCAAUGAUGAAAGGUAUCUGAUUUAUAAGAAAUCAAUUUUGGUGAAUGAAUUUUAUGCCAAUAUUGUCAUUAAUCAAAAUUCUGAUUUGCUCAAAUACUUGUUCAAGUAUGCUUCACAAACGCAAUUGAUUUGUGGGUUCUUGAUGCAACUUUUACGUCUUGUUUGCGGAUUCCACUUGAGCUGGAAAUUGAGGAAAUUUACAAAGUUGGCCAAACCAAUGAUUGUAACCAUCAUGAUUCAUUUAAUUGCUUGGACUUUAUUUGGUAAACAAUCGAUUUAUGUCGCAUUUGUUAGGUUAAACAUUGGUGGUGUUUUCGAUGUUGGUGAGUUGAUGGAGAAUAUUGGACAAUUGUUGGAGAAUUAUGAAGUUAAGUGGGUGGGACUUUGGUUGGUGGAGAUUUUGAUGAUUUGGUUUAUUUGGUCUACUGAUAAACCUUAUGAUUAUAGCGUUGUUGUGAAAGCAGAAGAGUUAAACAAGAAGGUCAAGGGUGACAAGAAGGAGAAGAAGGAGAAGAAGAGCAAAGAUAAGAAGAAGGUGACUGAUGAGAAGAAGAAGGGGAAGGACGUGACUGAUGAGAAGAAGGAAGAGCAGAAGAAGGAGAAGGAAGAGACUCAUGAGAUGGAGGAGACUCAUGAGAAGAAGAAGAAGGAGGAUGACAAGAAACAAGCAAAGUAA
Molecule: messenger RNA, 1704 nt
Organism: Lodderomyces parapsilosis
Lineage: Eukaryota; Fungi; Ascomycota; Pichiomycetes; Serinales; Debaryomycetaceae
Exons: 1
Coding region: 1-1704 (567 amino acids)
Source: RefSeq, a predicted model, not a curated record